AUGGUUGAGAUAGAAGAGAACACAAUUAUGACCGGAGAAUGGUGCCCUCCUGAAGAUAUCAGUGCCAAUAAACCUCCUCCCAGUAAUCCGAUCCUGGGUCAUGUGAUCUAUCGAAUGAGGGAUCUUGAACAAAUAUCAGCCUCAAAUAAGUCAACAGAGCCGAGUGAAGAAGGGAAUGACUUAACCAAGUUUUCUAUUCGUGCUCAGCUUGGGGCAGCUGCAGAAACACUGUUGAAGAGGGGAAGAAACAUUCCAGAUGAAUUAUUGAUUGGCAUCCUGGUUGAAGAUAUUAGCCGGUUGCCACCAGAUCAAGGCUGGAUCAUAAAUGGGUUCCCAAUGACUCUGAAUCAGGCCAAGCUCCUUGAAAAGGCACUGACGGGGCGAGAUCCAGACCAGCCAAUACCAAAGGAUGCCAGUGUGAAUAAGCCCACCUUGGUUGUCGACCCGACAGCACCGAAAGAGCUGCCUGUGUUCCCACCUGCUCUCGACUUCGCCGUAUUGUUAGAAGUUUCAGACUCCACCGUUCUGGACCGAGUGACCAACAGAAAGCAUGAAUUUUCUGAGAUUUCUUUUUUCAUGAUUCCGAAGAGGAGGGAUGAAAUCGAUGCCUCCCUCCAAGCCCACUCUGAGCCGAGUUCAUUAAAGUUCACACCAGAUCAUUAA
This is a messenger RNA of Heteronotia binoei (common prickly gecko), 663 nucleotides long. RefSeq names its product sperm flagellar protein 2-like. Gene Ontology annotation, biological process: sperm axoneme assembly. NCBI's taxonomy places the organism in Eukaryota, Metazoa, Chordata, Lepidosauria, Squamata, Gekkonidae. The record is from RefSeq and is a predicted model, not a curated record. Bases 1 to 663 code for a protein of 220 amino acids. The transcript is spliced from 6 exons. Gene Ontology annotation, cellular component: manchette; sperm midpiece.